Messenger RNA from Schistocerca cancellata (South American locust), 1757 nucleotides. RefSeq lists its product as uncharacterized. Bases 1 to 1593 code for a protein of 530 amino acids. Gene Ontology annotation, molecular function: long-chain fatty acid-CoA ligase activity. Gene Ontology annotation, biological process: long-chain fatty acid metabolic process; fatty-acyl-CoA biosynthetic process. The record is from RefSeq and is a predicted model, not a curated record. The transcript has 8 exons. NCBI's taxonomy places the organism in Eukaryota, Metazoa, Arthropoda, Insecta, Orthoptera, Acrididae.
AUGGCGACGAUCAGGGACGGCGAGAAGCAGAGCCGGCACUUGCUGAGCGGCCCGCCGCUGACUGAGGCCGAGGUGGCGGGGGCGGAUCUCCCCCUGGCGUCCUACCUCGUCCAGAAGCUGGCCGCCCACGGAGACCGCGUUCUGCAGGUGGUGCUGGGCCAGGAAUGGCGGGCGGACUGGAUGCUGCGGCAGGCGGCGGCGGAGCUGUCGGCCCUGCGGAGGGCGGUGCCCGGCCUGCGGGAGGGGGACACCGUGGCCGUCUGCGUCGGCCGCUCCGCGCUCUUCGCGCCGGCCCUGCUGGCCGCGCUCUGCUCUGGGGCCGUCUGCGCCGUCGUCAACGCCGCCCUGCCUCACGAGAGCCUGCACCGAGUUCUACACGAGCUGAAGCCCGUAGCGGUGCUGUGCCAGCCACAGUUCGAGAAGUCCGCAUCAGAUGCCAAACCGACCGACUGCCCGCUGCAGGUGCUGGGGUCUGCUGAGUCGGUAGCUGACGCUCAGCAGCUGCUGAUGGGGAGCGCCCAGGGGCUGAAGGCGGACAAUACGGCCCCCGCCGUCGCUCUUCUCAGCUCUGGUACCACGGGGCACCCCAAGACCAUCCGGAUAUCUCGCCGCACCUUGGCCGUAACGAUGUGCUUACUCGCGCGAAGCGAUGCUAUUUUUGGAGGAGACGACAUCGUUUUGUUCACAACGGGGUUCUUCUGGAUCAGUGGAACGCUGUUCACUCUUUGGAGUAUCGACACCGGCAUGAAGUUCGUCGUGACGCCUGAGUUCAGUCCUCAAACUCUGCUGGAACACAUCGAGAUGUCUAAGCCCACCGUUAUGUUCAUACCGCCGAACCAGUGGGUCUCGCUGGCCCGGCAUUGUCCGGAGGAGCGACUGCGGUCAGCGCUGCAGCAGGUGCGCGUCUGCAUGACGGGGGGCGCCGCGCUCAAGGCGGAGGCGCACGCCUGGAUAGAGGGGCGCACGGGCCGCCCGCUGACACAGUGGUACGGCCAGACCGAGGCCUUCCCGCUCUGCAUGGUCGUCAGCCGCCAAGCGCCGGCGCCCCAUGGCUCCGUGGGCCGCGUCAGCGCCGGGAUGCAAGCCAAGGUAUUGGACUUACAGACCGAAAAGUGUCUCGGUCCAGGAGUCGACGGCGAGCUGUGCUUCAAAGGAUGGGCCUUCUCAAAGGAGUACACGGACGAGGAAGGCUGGGUCCACACUGGAGACGUGGGCCACUACGAUGCGGAUGGCAACUUCUACGUCGUCGACAGAGUAAAGGAACUCGUUAAAUACCGCGGUGUACACGUGUCACCAUCAGAGCUGGAGGCGUGGCUCCUGGGACACCCUCAGGUGUCGGAAGCAGUGGUGGUGGGCCUGCCACAUGACGAGGACCAGGAGCACCCUGCUGCCUUCGUCGUGCUGGCCCAGGGCGCUACCGUCACUCCUGACGAGUUGAAGCAACUGGUCAAAGAGAAAGCGUGCGGCAGCGAGGAGAAACUGCUACAUGGGGGCGUGUUCCUGGUGGAGUCCAUCCCUCGCGUGGCCACUGGAAAGGUCAGCAGGGGGCAGCUGCGGCGCGCUCUCCUGGAGAGGGUGACAGGAAGGGCCUAAGCACUCUCUCAGAAAUAGCAGCUGACGUCUUCAGGGGUUCGCUGCAGUCUCACAGGGCAACGGGUACCUUCCAUACGACAGCAGACUACACAAUAACCCACUUGCUAUCUUCUGUACAUCUCUGUUCGCUGGUGUAACAUUAUGUCUGUAAUAAAGUCACAAUC